Molecule: messenger RNA, 2386 nt
Organism: Chelonia mydas (Green sea turtle)
Lineage: Eukaryota; Metazoa; Chordata; Testudines; Cheloniidae
Gene: TMEM91
Product: transmembrane protein 91
Exons: 4
Coding region: 135-815 (226 amino acids)
Cellular component (GO): membrane; intracellular membrane-bounded organelle
Source: RefSeq, a predicted model, not a curated record
GGAUGGGGGUUUGGGGGGGCUGCAGAGCGGCUGGCGGGGGCCCGGCGGGCGGAGGCGGGCGCUGAGGUGCCGGUGACCUGGGAGCCCAAGACCCCGCCGGACCCCCUGCCGGAGCAGGGAUCUCCCCCCGCCUCAUGGAGAACAGCCACGAACUACAGCGCCCGCUGCUGGCCAAACCCUCCGGGCGCGCCCUGGCUGGGGAGGCGCGGCGGGAACACCCCGGCUUCUUCUCUCGGCCCGGCUGGAGGCGCCUGCCCCCGCCACCCCCCGAGCUGGCCCAGCAGCUGCUGGACGCAGGGACCCUGCAGAGGACGGUGGAGCCGCUGGGCAGCCCCGAGCCGGCCCCCGCCCCGGGCUCCACAUGGAAGACCGGGGAGCCCCCCAGCUGGAGGAAGCAGGGGUACUGCGAGACGGCUUUCGGGGAGCCGGCCGAGCGCCCCAAGAAGCUCUUCCUGGAGAAGGACAUUCACACGGUCUGCUGCGAAGUGGGGGACGGAGAGCGGCUGCCUGAGUUCGAGAACGACUCGGCGAGCGAGAGCGAGAGCGACAGCGACUUCGGCCUGAUGCUGCCGCAGGACCACCUGGGCCUGGCCGUGUUCUCCAUGCUCUGCUGCUUCUGGCCCCUGGGCAUCGCCGCCUUCCACCUGUCCCAGAAGACCAACAAGGCCUCGGCCGAGGGUGAUUUCCCAGGGGCGCGGGCGGCCUCGCGUCGGACCUUCGCGCUGGCCGUGCUCUCCAUCCUGCUCGGUGUCUGCACCUACAUUGGGGCCGUGGUGGUGCUCAUCGCCUACCUGUCCGACAAGGGCCCCCCCUAGCGCCCCCAGGGGACGGACAGACAGGGGCCGGCCCAGCUGCCGCGGGCUCCCUGGACACGCCCGAGCCCAGCGCCGCGGGGAUGGAGGCCAGCAGAGAGAUUUGGACUAGCAGUUCCCUCCCCCGCCACCAGAGACAUGGGCCCGGAUGCCUGGGUUCACCAGGGAGCCUGAUUCGUGGUGACCGACCAGACCCACUUCCUUCCUUCCUCCUUCACUGCACCCCCAAACUGUGUCCCCAUUUUGUACGUCCCCCACCCCCCUGCCUUCCACUCAGGGUUGCGAUCAGUCCGACGGGGGCGCCAUACCCAGUAAAGGCCCCAUCCACUUUGCCUGCAUCUGCUGGGCAGCAAGGGGUCAGCCCCAGAGGGGAGGGGAAGGGUUAAUGCCCCAGGCGGGGGUGCUGCUUUCCCACUGCCCCCAGGGGUUGGAGGCCCAUAGAGAGGCCGUGGGUUAUCUCCUGGAGCCAGGGGGCUGGGAGCAGGACUCCUGGGUUCAAUCCCUAGCUUCAGGGGAGAGAGGUCUAGUGGGUUACAGGGUGGAGGCUGGAAGCCAGGACACUUGGGUUCAAUCCACAGCUGGGGGGUUAGGGCUAGUGGGUUUCAGGAGGGGGAAGAGCUGGAAGCCAGGACACCUGGGUUCUAUCCCUGGCUGUGGAAGGGGCAUGGGGUCCUGUGGUUAGAGCAGGGGGGGUUGAGGAACCAGGACUCCUGUGUUCUCUACCCGACUCCCUGUCUGACCUCAGCAAAUCCCUCCCCCUCUUGGUGCCUCAGUUUCUCCCUCCAACCCCAUGACAUCCUCACGGUUGAGACAAUUCAUCCUCAAACGAAGCAGGAUGCAGCCGCUUCCAUCCUGCGGCAGCCAAGUAAGCCCCCCGCGCUCUCCGCUGUGGGGGGAUGCGGCCGUGGUCCUGCCCCACUGGCUGCAGGCUCUCCCCUCGGGCCCGGAGCGUCUGAGCGGCCCUGCAGCUCCACCCCAGCUUGAUGGGCCCUCACCAGCCCUGCUCUGGCUUUUUCAGUGAAAGCCUUAAAUGUUCCCUUGAUCCCCGCUCAGGCGGAAAACUUCCCCAGGAGACGGCGUGGCUGGCUGGCUCACCAGCUCUGCUCUGACGGCGGGGAAACCGCGAAGAUCCACCCCACCCCGGUGCUCCCCCGUCCCACUCCUCCCUCCCCGCUCACCGGAGAUCGGGGGAGAGACAGCGAAGCCCCUGCUCAGCCAGGGGAAAUAGUGGCUUGGUGCCGGCUGGUGCUUUCGAGAGGCGCGGCUGGGUGGGUUUAACGGGUCUGCUCGCACGGUACAGCAGCGCCGAGCUGGAGCAAACGGGGCCAGGCCCCCAGCGGCUGGGAAUCAGCGUCGCUCCCGUUGGAGUCAAUGGGGCCAGGCCCCCAGCGGCUGUGAGUCAGCAACAGAAAGCAAAUUAGAGCAGCUGAGCUGCGCUCAGAAGCUAUUCUAGGUUCACACUAGUGUCAGCAGGAGAAUUUGGCCCUAAAUUGGUUCAGGCUGGUGCCACUCCCAGGAUAGCAGCCCCCCCAACCCGCCCCUCUCAGGCCAGGUUUUCUAAACCCCACACCCCA